Messenger RNA from Adineta steineri, 354 nucleotides. The record is from the annotation of a GenBank genome assembly. NCBI's taxonomy places the organism in Eukaryota, Metazoa, Rotifera, Eurotatoria, Adinetida, Adinetidae.
AUGUCCAAUCGAGUAAUACAUUGUGUUCUUGAUUUUUUUGCUAAACCUGGAUCUGAAGAAAAAGUACGUACAAUAUUAUUAAGUGUACUCGAAAGAGCACGUAAAGAAGAUGGAUGUUUAAAACAUAAAUUAUUUCAAAAUAUGGCUGAUCCUUGUCAAUUUACAUUCAUUGGAGCAUGGGAAAGUGAAGAUGCAUUGGAAGAUCAUUUAACAUCAGAUCAAUAUCGUAAAGCAGAUUCUGAUAUAAAAAAAGAUGUAACAAGACCUAUGGAUCAAAAACGUUAUAAAUAUAUACAAAAUGAUCCUAGUCUAGUACCCGAUACAAAAGCAAGUGGUUUUUGUACACUAAUCUAA